Molecule: messenger RNA, 10265 nt
Organism: Asterias rubens (European starfish)
Lineage: Eukaryota; Metazoa; Echinodermata; Asteroidea; Forcipulatida; Asteriidae
Product: filamin-A-like
Exons: 45
Coding region: 232-8601 (2789 amino acids)
Biological process (GO): actin cytoskeleton organization
Molecular function (GO): actin filament binding
Source: RefSeq, a predicted model, not a curated record
ACUGCUCGAGGUCCCCGCUGUCUUACACACAGCAAAGCUCCCGUUUGCUUCUCGUCACUCGUACUCCUUGUUCAUUCGUGAGCAAACGGCUUUACUCCAUCGCCAAUUUCCUUGUUUACCACCCCCUAAAAUCGUCAAAAUCACUGGGGAGGACCAACUUUACGUGUGCAAAGAGCUCACUUCAAUUGGCUUUACUUUCUCUGCUUUGUUUGGUCUGGGUCAAGGGGCACGAUGAAUACUAAUGAGGAUGGGGCUGCCGGUGGCGAUCAGGAGUAUGAACAGAAGCGUGAUCCCGACGCCGAGGAAGACGAAGAGAUGGCGCUGAAAGAGAAGGAUCUCGCGGACGACGCUCCAUGGAAGAGGAUUCAGAAGAACACCUUCACCCGUUGGUGUAACGAGCACCUAAAAUGUGUCAACAAGCACAUCGCCGACUUGGAUACCGAUUUAAGCGACGGAAUUCGGCUGAUUGCGCUGCUGCAAGUGCUCUCUCAGAAGCGGGUUUCGAAGCACAACCAGAAGCCGACGUUCCGGUCGCAGAAGCUCGAGAAUGUCUCGGUGGCGAUGAAGUUUAUCGAGGAUCAGAACAUCAAGAUCGUUAACAUAGACAGUACAGAUGUCGUAGACGGUAAACGAAAGCUGAUCCUCGGUCUGAUAUGGCUGCUUAUUCUCCAUUACUCCAUCUCCAUGCCAAUGUGGGACGACGAGGGGGAAUUCGAGGAAGAUACCACCAGGAAACGACCCCCAACUCCCAAGGAGAAACUGCUGAGCUGGAUCCAGAACAAGGUCCCCGAGCUCCCCAUCAAGAACUUCACCCGCGACUGGAACGAUGGGCGGGCCAUCGGCGCCCUCGUAGAUGCUGUGGCACCAGGACUGUGCCCUGACUGGGAGGACUGGGAUCCCAAGGAUAAUUUGAAGAAUGCCAAGGAGGCCAUGAAGCUGGCUCAGGAUUGGCUGGAUGUACCUCAGGUGUUGGAUCCCAAGGACAUGUGCAACCCCAAAGUGGACGAUCUCAGUAUGAUGACAUACCUCGCUGAGUUCCCCAAGUGCAAAGUCAAGCCAGGUGCUCCCCUCAGACCCAAAUCUAACGCCAAAAAGGUACGUGCAUAUGGACCUGGUCUGGAGAAAGGAAACGUGAUCAGUGUUCCCACCAAUUUCACCGUGGAGACGUUCUCAGCCGGCAGCGGCAAAGUGGAAAUCACCAUCCAGGGACCCGAUGGCAAAACUGUUCCCAACGAGUGCAAGUUCAACAGCGACAAGAACAAGACGUACACUGUGACAUACACAGCAAUGAUAGCUGGUACCCACACGAUAACCGUUCUCUUCAAAGGACAACAAAUUCAGAAGAGCCCGUACACUGUGGAGAUUGGGGAUAUGAAGGGCAAUGCAUCCAAAUGCUCGGCCAAGGGCCCUGGACUGGAGGCAACUGGCCUCAUUGUCAACAAACCCACCUACUUUGAAGUCUUUACUGCAGGUGCUGGAGCCGGCACUCCGGACGUGACCGUGAUCGACCCCAACGGUGUUACAACAACUUCCAGCGUCAAGGUCACAAACAAGGGAAAGAACACAUUCUACGUUGAAUACCUUCCAACUGUUGUUGGAAAUUACACCAUCGAGAUCAAAUUUGCUGGCCAGCAUAUUCCAAAGAGUCCCUACACUGUCAGGAUAUCUUACCCCUUCAAUGCUCAGAAGGCGUUUGCCUACGGACGCGGAAUCCAGAACAAGGGUCUACGCGUCAGGGAGGAGUGUGUCUUCUACAUCAACACCAAGGAAGCCGGGGAGGCUGCCCUGAAAGUUCAGAUAAUCGGUCCUGGUGGAAUCGACGAGCCGUGCACGAUCAAAGACAACGGGGAUGGAAUCUACACCUGUAGCUACCGUCCGUUCAAGCAGGGUCGUUACAUCAUCAACGCCAUGUACGGCAAGAAGGAGAUCAGCAAAGCGCCAUUCACUGUCAACAUUGCCCCCGAGGCAACCGGGCCUGUAGCACUCGUGCGCGCUUUCGGACCCGGACUUGAGGGCGGUGUUGUCGGCAAGUCUUGCGAUUUCACCGUGGAGACAAAUGGAUCUGUUGGAGCUCUAGGUUUCUCCAUUGAGGGUCCAUCAGAAGCCAAGAUCAACUGCAAGGAUAACGGAGAUGGCUCGUGCGAGGUAUCGUACUUCCCAACGAUGGUUGGAGAAUACGCCAUUCACAUCACGUGUGAUGAAGAGGACAUUGUCAACAGCCCUUACAUUGCUCAGAUCAUACCCGACAAGGGUGGCUUUGAUGCGUCUAAGGUCAAAGCCUACGGCCCAGGUCUUGUAAAGGACGGCCUGGAACUCAACAAGCGCACCGAGUUCACCAUUGACGCCAAGGCCCCUGGCUGCGGACAGGCUCCAGUCGGAGUCCUGAUCGCUGACCAACAGGGCAACCCCGUCAAACCGGACAUCAAGGACAACAAGAACGGGACGUUCACCGUGUCGUACACCCCAGUCAAGCCUCUGAAGCACAAUGUGGCCGUUACAUGGGGCGGGGUCAGCAUCCCUGAGAGUCCAUUCAAGAUCAACAUUGGUGGCGGACUGGGCAAGGUGAAGGUUUACGGUCCCGGGGUCGAACCCAACAAGGUCAAAUCCUCCAAGCCUACCCAAUUCACUGUGGAUUGCACUGAAGCUGGCAAAGCCCCAGUUACCUGCAGUGUGAAGUCCAAGCCAGGCGUCAACGGUCCAAAAGAGAAAGAGAUCCCAUGCAAGGUCAAGGACAAUGGAAACAACACCUUCACCGUGGACUACGCUCCAGAGGCUCCCGGUGACUACAAUGUCGGGGUCAAGUUUGGAGGCAAAGAGAUCCCUCAGAGCCCCAUCCCUGUCAAAGUCAUCCCUGAUGUCGACUUCAGUAAGAUAAAGGUCAAGAAUCUAGAGCCAACUGUUAAACUGGGGAAACCAUUCACCCUAGAGGUGGAUACCAGUGAAGCAGGUAUAACCAAGCUCGCCGUUUCACUCAAGAAACCAAACGGAGAGAUAAUUGAACCCGAGAUUGAGCCGAUCAGUGCCAAGUGCACCAAGGUAAGCUUCACGCCUGAAGAGGAAGGCCCCCAUGAGCUUACGAUGAGUCAGGCAGACUACGAUCUUGGCCAAAUAGUCAUCAUCAUCAAUGUUGUCGUGAAGACCGAUCCUUCGAUGUGUUCCGCUAGUGGUCCGGGUUUGGUCGGGGGCCAUGUCAACAAGCCGUCCGAGUUCAUGAUUAAUGUCGGCGGUGCGGGUCACGGCGGUCUGAGCGUCACUGUCGAAGGUCCCAGCGAAGCGGAGAUCGAAUGCAACGACAAUGGGGAUGGCACCUGUGCUGUGUUCUACACACCCAUGAUGAUCGGCACCUACGCUGUCAACGUUCUGUUUGCCAAUGUCCACAUCCCUGGCUCGCCCUUCGCUGCAAAGGUCAUCGACUCCACCUUGGUAGAAUCUUGGGGGCCUGGAUUGAUCAAGGGGUACGCAGAUUUGGCCUGUCCAUUCGAAGUUGAUUGCCAGGCUGCUGGCAAGGCCCCUGAAAAAGAGGGUGUUCUCCCGGUUGAGUGUUCUGUCGUCGGACCGGACGGUGAGGUCCUGGACACCUCAGUGAAGCGCGACCCAAGGGACGAUGAUCUCUACAUACUCGCAUAUACGCCCAUGGAGGAAGGACAACACACACUUCAUGUCACCUACGGCGGUUACUCCAUCCCGGAUUUCUCCAGACGCGUCGAUAUCGACAAGCCCAUCGAUCUGAGCGGGGUGACGGUCAGAGGAAGGGGAUUCGAUAACAAUGAUGCUGUAUUUUGCGACUGUGCUGCUGAGUUCCAGGUUGACGCCAAACCCCUUGGCACUCCUCUGGACAAGGACCUACUGAAAACCGACGUGACUGCCCCUUCAGGCAAGAAGGUGAAACCCGUCAUGAAGGACAACAAGGAUAACACCUUUGACGUCAACUACACUCCAAUUGAAAAGGGUGAGCACACAGUUGAUGUUUCCUUUGCCGGCCAGCCCCUCGGUGACUCGCCAUACACCGUCGGUGCCAUUCCGGGCCACGAUGCUUCCCGCUGUAAAGCCUACGGCCCAGGCCUGGAGUCGGCCGUCACCAACAAGCCGGCUGUCUUCACGGUGGAGACCAAGGGCGCUGGUAAAGGUGGACUCGGUCUGGCCAUCGAAGGGCCCUCGGAGGCCGCCAUGGAGUGUGUUGAUAACAAGGAUGGUAGCUGUACCGUGACAUACCUGCCAACUGUACCUGGAGACUAUGAGGUUCACAUCACCUUCGCUGAUGAUCCAAUCCCAGGAAGUCCGUUCAGACCCACUGUCUGUGACAGCAUUGAUGCCAGCAAGGUGAAGGCAAGCGGGCCUGGCCUGGAUAACAAGGGAGUCAAGGCUAACGCACCUGCAACCUUUAAGGUUGAUGCUUCCAAGGCAGGUGGUAAAGCUCCUCUUGAUGUCACCAUCAUGCCAGAGAGAGCGCCAAUUGAGAAAGCGAAGGUAGUUGACAACAAGGAUGGUACGUAUGACGUCACCUAUGUGCCCAAAGCUGAAGGAAAGCUGCAGGUUGACAUCGAGUAUGGAGGCCGACAGAUUCCACAGAGUCCCGUGUUCACCAAGGUGCUUCCCAACAAGGCCGAUGCCAGCAAGGUCAAGGUCAAAGGUCCCGGAGUUGAGAAGGGAGUGCUUGCCAGUUUACCAGUGGAGUUCACCGUGGAUACCAGGGAUGCAGGAGACGCUGAUCUGGAAAUUACCAUCACUGAUGGCUCAGGCAAACCAAUCAUACCCGAAGUCAUCGACAACCAAGACGGUACCUUCAAGAUCAUCUACACACCCAAGGAUGUGGAUCGCUACACCAUUAAGGUGAAGUACGGAGGAGUACAGGUCCCCAAGUCUCCCUGGGUCAUCUCCACAAGCCCCACUGGAGACGCCAGCAAGUGCGAUAUCAUCGGCUGCAAAAGCGGCAAUUAUGAGAUUCCCGUCAGACGGCGUAGCCUUAGCUCUGAGAGUACCACGACAACACGUACCACCACCACACGCACUACAACAACAAAAACAAUCACCAAGACAGUUACUGUUGAGGAGGAGACAGUAUUCAAGGUGAACUCGCGCGACGCCGGUAAGGGUCAUGUGACCUGCACCAUCGUGGGACCUGACGGCAAAGAGGUACCCGAUUGUUCCGUUGUUGACAACGGUGACGGAACCUUUGACAUCAUCUGGACCUGCCCUGCACCAGGAACCUACAAUGUGGACAUCAAGUUUGGAGGUGUGUCACUCACUGGAGGACCCAUCACUAUCAGUGGUGCAGAAGGCCCACCUGAAGAUCUUAUAGACUCCGAACAAAUCAUGCCACAAGAGUGCCGACCCCUCGAGCUCCAACUUCCAGUGUUGGGUGCUGGUCAUGGUAACAUCAAUGGUAAACCAGGUGAGAAUGGCCACCCAAGUGAGAACGAUGAUUUCAUUGAGGAAGUUAUUGGCAUGGAGCAGGUUAAACCUGUUGAAGCAGGAGUAAGCUUUGGAGCUUUUGAGGAUGAGCCAGGCUCUCUGGACAAAGAUGCGGAGAACAAAGAUGACGCAGCAGAGCCAACCUCGCCUAGCUUUGCGAUGGGCUUUUUUCAAAAGGUCACGGAGCCCUUCCGAAGGUUGGGCGAUCGUUUCGGGGAAAAGGGCGACAAGGAUGACAAGGAUAAAGGGCCCAGUGACGACUGGGAUUUUGCCUUGGAUUUGGAAGGGGAGGUUGGAAAAAUUGACGAUGAAGGGAAACCAAGGAAGAAUGGCGGCCCCAACGAUAGUGGGGACGAGAUUGAGGAGAUUAUCGGUAAACAGGAAACAAAGCCUGUCGAGGCAGGAGUCAACUUUGGUGCAUUUGUGGAUACUCCAGAGGACGAGGGGGCUACCCCUGAUGAUGACGCAGGACGUCCGAGCUCCCCAUCAGGGUCGGGUCUCAAGGGUCUCUUGAGAAGGGUCACUGAUCCGAUCAUUCGGCGUUUCGGGGAUAAGCCUGGGGAGGAUCCCAACGGGGAAGUGUCCCCCUUGGGCACCCCAAAUGAUAGGAACUUCGCCGUGGAAAUUCCCGAUGAUUUUGAGCGUAAAGGACCGUUGAAUGGUGAGGUCAAGAGACCAUCGGGUAAGAAGGACAUUCCCACCAUCACAGAGAACAAAUCUGGCACCAUAACCGUCAAGUACGCACCACAGGAAACUGGCAAACAUGAACUGUCUAUCAAGUACGGAAGCAGCCACGUACCAGGGAGUCCGUUUGAGUUCCACGUUGAUGAGCUGAAGAGCGGUCAGGCUACAGCCUUCGGUCCCGGUCUGACUCAUGGUAUCUGCGGUGAGACUGCCACGUUCACUGUCAACACAAAGGAUGCUGGACCAGGUGGCCUGGCCCUGGCAGUAGAAGGUCCCUCCAAGGCGGAGAUCAAGUGUGUAGACAACAAAGAUGGAACAUGUAACGUGACAUACUUCCCACAGAAGAUCGGCCAGUACGAGGUCACUGUCAAGUUCGCCGACAAGCAUGUCCCAGGCAGUCCCUUUAAGGCUAACGUUGUCGACAAGGCAGGCAGUAUGAUGUCAAUCGGAGCAGCUAGCGAUGUUCCUCUUAAGAUCACGGAGACUGACAUCACUCAACUCAAGGCUUCCAUUACUCCACCCAGUGGAGGAGAAGAACCAUGCACUCUGAAACGUCUUCCCAACGGAAAUAUCGGUAUCACAUUCACACCCAAGGAGGUCGGGGAGCAUCUAGUCACCGUUAAGAAAUUCAACCGUCAAAUCCCAGGCAGCCCCUUCAAGAUCAUUGUCGGCUCCCAGGAGGUUGGCGACUCCUCUAAGGUCAAAGUCCGAGGGCGUGGAAUCUCAGACGCCGACGCUGGCCAAAUGGCAGAGUUUGUUGUUGACACCAGGGAUGCUGGCUAUGGAGGUUUGGGUGUAUCCAUUGAGGGUCCCAGCAAGACUGAAAUCAACUGCUCUGAUCUUGGCGAUGGUACGUGCGCAGUGACCUACAGACCAGCCGAGCCAGGCACCUACAAACUCAACGUCCGCUUUGCCGAGCAGGACAUCCCUGGUAGCCCGUUCAACGUCAAGGUACACCCAGAGGAUGGUAGCUGCAUGGAACCACUGAUGCAGGCUACAUUGGACAAGCCAACCCGGGCUGCUCCCGUAUCGCACAUUGGCAGCGAAUGCGAACUUGGCUUGAAGAUUCCAGAUACUGAUCCACUGGACAUGACAGCACAAGUCACUAACCCUAAGGGUAAGACUGAAGAUGCUGAGAUUGUUGAUGGAGCAGACUGCCGCUACGUCGUCAGGUUUGUCCCCACUAUGGACGGGGUCCACACAGUCAGCGUUAAGAGCAGAGGCCUGCAUGUGCCAGGAAGUCCCUUCCAGUUCACUGUUGGUCCUUUCGGUGAGGGAGGAGCUCACAAGGUCCACGCUGGAGGCCCAGGGCUGGAGCGUGGAGAGAUCAAUGUACCAGCUGAGUUCACUGUCUGGACACGUGAGGCUGGUCCCGGAAAACUUAGCAUCUCUGUGAAGGGUCCUGCUAAGGCCAAGAUUGACAUCCAAGACAACAAGGAUGGCUCCUACCAAGUCAUCUAUACACCAACAGCACCAGGUGAAUAUGUGAUUGACAUCAUGUACAAUGACCAGCCGAUCCCUGAUAGCCCCUUCAAAGCUAUGGUCACUCCAGCCAUCGGUGAAGCCAGAAGACUCAGUGUGUCAUCUAUCCAUGAGAGUGGUCUGAAGGCCAAUCAGCCUUGCUCAUUCGCUGUGCAACUAAAUGGUGCUAAGGGAGAUCUUAAAGCUAAAGCUGUAGCGCCCUCUGGUGUUGAGGAUGAGUGCACUAUCACAGAGAUCGAUAACGAGAACUACGCUGUUCGCUUCUUGCCUCGUGAGAACGGAGUCCAUCUUAUCCAUGUCUUCUUCAAGGAUGCUCCCAUCCCUGGCAGUCCCUUCAGGGUUCGUGUUGGAGGACCUGAUGUCAUCGGUGACCCAGGCAUGGUCCAUGCCUACGGCGACGGCUUGGAUAAAGGACGAACAGGUGAGCCCGCUGAGUUCAUCGUGAACACAUGUGGUGCUGGGGCAGGCUCAUUGUCUAUCACCAUCGACGCACCUUCCAAAGUCAAACUGGAUGUGCAGGAGAUCGGGGAGGGCUAUAAAUGCAUCUAUUACCCCACCCAGCCCGGUGAUCAUCUCAUCUCCAUCAAGUACGCUGGGGCACACCACAUCGGUGGCAGCCCGUUCAAAGCCAAGAUCAUCGGCAAAGGAAAGGGACCCGUCAGCCACAAAGUAGAGCAGGCCAACGUGACGGUAGAAACCACCAUAAAGACAACACAGACUUCAUCCAUGCCAUGCUUCUCAUCAGAUGCUUCCAAGUGUACCGCCUCAGGAGCGGGUCUCAAGAAAGCCUUCCUCAGCAAGAAGUCACAGUUCACAGUCAACUGCUCCGAAGGAGGUCAAAACAUGCUACUUGUAGGCAUUGCUGGUCCCAAGACACCAUGUGAAGAAAUCAUCAUCAAGCACAUGGGCCGGCAACGAUUCACAAUCUCAUAUAUACUGAAAGAAACUGGUAACUAUAAAAUGAUCGUCAAGUGGGGGGAGGAUCACAUACCCGGUAGUCCAUUUAUGCUCCAUUGUUCAUAGUUUAAUUAACAUGAGAACCACCGUGUUACCAGUCGGGGAGGAUAAUGACAAAAGGGCUUUGGCUUAUGGUCUGGUAACAUACUUCACAAUGUUCUUUUGGAGAGAACUUCCUAAAAGGUACCAGACUGUACUAGCCAAUGGCUUAUGGUAUAGUAACAUGCUUCACAAUGUUACUUGGAGUUGACUCCCUAAAAGGUACCAGACUAUAAUAAUAGCCAAUUCACCAUUAAGUUAGUGAUGCUGGUACCAUGCUCAUGUGGUAUGUUAAUCUAAUAGAAGUAAGGAAACCAGUGUUUUAUAGUUUAGCCAGGGUAAACAUUAUAUAAUAAGCCGGGAUCUGAAAUUAAGUUCCAGAAAGAAAAGAAAAACAGUCAAAACAGGAUGUGUUUGACUGCAGCAAGUUAGCAGGUGCUAAAAUCUAAAUACUUCUAUCUUGCUUGCUGUAGCUAGAUGAGACUUGUGCAAGUCUAGGGAACUAGAGUAGUUUUUUUUUCCCAGGAGCCUGUUGUUGAAAGACUAGGUUGAAAUGUCAUUCAACUGAAGCGUACUAGUCUUCCAUAAUAUUAAUAAAGUGCAAAGGGGAGCCAUCUCUUGUAGAAUUGUAUAGUGGGGACGUUUGACGUGGACAUUACUGUGUAGAUGUAGAAGUGUGAACCAUAAAUUUUAAAAGAAAAAAAAAGGCGAAAAAAACAAAACAGGAAAAGCUAUAAAAAUUGAAUUAUAAAAAUACCAAUUGGGAGUUGAAAACUAACUAGAUGAAAAAAAAGUGACUAAUAAAUUUUGAAAAAUCAUGAAAAACGAUAUGCAAUUAAUAAUAUCAAAAAAUAUAGUAGCUAUUAGUAUAUCAGUUGAUAACGAAAUUUAAUAUAAUCCGUUUUGUGGGGGAAAGUGUGAGCGAUGUUUUAAAAACGUUUAAUUUUGUGAUUUGUUUAUGUUAUUGAAGCAACAAUGAAUCAAAUUUGAUUUACUUCCCCUAUGUAAUUUAUGCUUUUUAAUUAAAUACAAUUUAUGACAUUUACAAUUAACAACGAUAAAAAUUAAUCUCUUUAUCUAUGCCUGUUUGUUGAAGGAAAAACAAAAUAACCUUAUUGUGGGCACGGUUGAUGCCACAUGGUUGAUUUGUUUAGUUGUUUAUAUAUCUGCUUGCAAGGGAGGUAUACAUUUUAGUUAUUGGUGAUUUGCUUUUAAUUAGAGAAUGGACGAACAAAUCCAUGCAAUGCGAGAUUGCUUGGGUUAACUAGUACCAAGAGUGCCUUGGUGGACAAACAAGUCGCAACUAUUCAUAGACUCAUUUUUUGAAAUAUGUAUGGUUAUAAACUACAAUAAUAAAAGCAUUUUGAAAAGUUUUACAACAAUACAUAACUGAGUCGAUACUGAUUAGUAAUAAUAUUGCAAGAAAGAAAAAAAAAAAAAAACAAGAAAAGAAACUAGCAGUGGGUGAAACAAACUAUGUAUCUGUAAUAUAUUUCUGGUUGUGGUGUGGCUUGAGAAACAUUCAUGGCUUUAGUCUCGAUUCUUAUAGAAGUAUGAGUAGUGAUAGCAUUUCCAUGGCAACCGCCCUUUAUAACAUAAUAUAGUAUAUUUUGGGCAUCUUUCAAUAAUGCAUGACCGUUGGAAUUAAGAAGAACGAAACAAGAUUUUUUUAAAGUGUUAUUGUAAAAAAU